Solanum verrucosum is the source of this 1272-nucleotide messenger RNA. RefSeq lists its product as uncharacterized. The transcript is spliced from 3 exons. Lineage: Eukaryota; Viridiplantae; Streptophyta; Magnoliopsida; Solanales; Solanaceae. The record is from RefSeq and is a predicted model, not a curated record. The coding region runs from base 1 to 1272 and encodes 423 amino acids.
AUGUCUCGAUCAUAUGUUGUGGCACUAUUUGGGAUUUUAUUGGUAAUGCUAGUGGCAAUAGUAGAGGCUACUCCCCCUGGAAUAGCCGAUCAUCCAAGCCAUUCUCAUUGCUCUGAUGAUGAGAUCAAACAGUGCAAAAAUCUCCCACAUGUUUGUCCCAAGUUUUGUCCCAAUGGCUGCAUAACCGAGUGUCGUUCUUGUAAGCCUAUUUGCAUUGAUGGUCCAUCACCAUCACCUCCACCUCCAACUCCAACUCCCCACCCACCAAAAUCCCCACCUCCACCUCCAACUCCAACUCCUGAUCACCCCCAUCCACCAAAAUCCCCACCUCCACCUCCACCUCCAACUCACGAUCACCCCCAUCCACCAAAAUCCCCAAAGAAGGUUAAGUGUAAGAGCAAGGACAAGAAACAUAGCAAAUGUUACAAUCAAGAACAUACAUGUCCUAGCACUUGCCCUGGUACUUGUAAAGUUGAUUGUGUCUCUUGCAAACCUGUUUGCAGUUGUGACAAGCCUGGAGCAGUUUGUCAAGAUCCACGUUUCAUUGGUGCGGAUGGAAUUACUUUCUACUUCCACGGCAAGAAGGACAAAGAUUUUUGCUUAGUCUCAGACUCUAACCUCCACAUCAAUGGUCACUUCAUAGGAAAACGAAAUGAAAACAUGAAGAGAGACUUCACUUGGGUUCAAGCCAUUGGUAUCCUUUAUGCUACUCACAACAUCUCUAUUGGAGCACAAAAGACAGCAACAUGGGAUGAUGCCGUCGACCGUCUUUACCUAAACUUUGAUGGUGAAACUAUCCUUCUCCCAGACAAUGAAGGCGCAAGGUGGGAGUCUGAAACUGGACCAACGACUUCCAUUACUCGAACAAGUGACACCAAUGAAAUUAUAAUCGAAGUUGAAAACAUUUUGAAGAUUACAGCAAAGGUGGUGCCUAUUACAGAGGAAGAAUCGCGAGUUCAUAAUUAUGGGAUAACACAAGACGAUUGUUUUGCUCAUCUUGAACUUGGAUUCAAAUUUUUGUCACUAAGUGAUGAAGUCAGUGGUGUUUUGGGCCAAACUUAUAGAAGAAAUUAUGUGAGCAGAGUGAAAAUGGGUGUUUUGAUGCCUGUAAUGGGAGGUGACAAAGAAUUUUCAGCUUCAGGUCUAUUUAAUGCUGAUUGCUCUGUUGCUAAGUUUCAAGCAGUAAAUAAGGGUUUGUUGAAUAAUUUGGAGCUGCCCAACUUGAAAUGUAGCAGCGGAAUGUCUGGUCGUGGAGUGGUCUGCAAACGCUAG